CAGCAGUUACCAGAGAUGGUAAGGAGGUUCAGCUCCACCCUCACUCUGAGGCAUUUUGUCGAGAGUUCCAGGUUGAAGGAAAGCUUCCUUGCUGCUGAAUCCUUGCUGUGCCAAAGCCCUGGAAGUCAUUUCUGGGUGAGGACCAUGUCCCUGUUUUCAUCUUCCCUUCUCCUGUGUCUGGUAACAGCAUCUUAUGCAGAGACCGUAACUGAGGGUGCCCCAAGCACCUGCCCUGUGAUUGCCUGUAGUUCUCCAGGCCUGAAUGGCUUACCCGGCAGAGAUGGACAUGACGGUGCCAAGGGAGAAAAGGGAGAACCAGGUCAAGGGAUCAGAGGCUUGCAAGGCCCUCCUGGAAAGGUAGGGCCUGCAGGACCCCAAGGGCUUCCAGGGUCAAAAGGAGCUGUGGGGCAGAAAGGAGACCGUGGAGAGAGAGUAGAAUAUGAUUCUAGCCAAAUUGAUUCAGAAAUCGAAGCCCUGAAAUCAGAGUUGGGACGCUUACGAAACUGGCUGGUCUUCGCUCUGGUUGAACGUGUUGGGAAGAAGUACUUCAUGAGCAGUCGUAAAAAGAUGAGCUUUGACAGAGCGAAGGCUCUGUGCUCCCAACUCCAGGGCUCUAUGGCCACCCCUAGGAACGACGAGGAAAACAAGGCCAUCCAGAACGUGGCCAGAGCUGAAGCCUUCUUGGGCAUAACAGAUAUGGAGAGGGAAGACAAUUUUGUGGAUCUGAAGGGAAACAGGGUGCAUUACACUAACUGGAAUGAUGGUGAGCCCAACAAUGUAAAUGGCGCUGAAGACUGUGUGGUGCUCUUGUUAAAUGGCAAGUGGAAUGACAUCUCUUGCAGAGAGUCCUUUUUGGCAGUCUGUGAAUUCUCUGACUGAGGGUGUUUGUUUGGCAGCCCUCCUCGAUGCUGUGCUGCUCUCCAUAAGUCCACAAUUUGUUCUGAAGUAUAAGAUAUGUGGAAACACAAACAAUUAAACAUUAGCUAUGCAAUUAAACUACAACACUUUUUGGAAUAGUAGUUUCUUGUGAAGGUGUAGAAAUAAAAAUGAGUUUAUCUUUCAUUUGUGACGAA
Molecule: messenger RNA, 1073 nt
Organism: Psammomys obesus (fat sand rat)
Lineage: Eukaryota; Metazoa; Chordata; Mammalia; Rodentia; Muridae
Gene: Mbl2
Product: mannose binding lectin 2
Exons: 6
Coding region: 16-879 (287 amino acids)
Biological process (GO): positive regulation of phagocytosis; surfactant homeostasis
Cellular component (GO): rough endoplasmic reticulum; multivesicular body
Source: RefSeq, a predicted model, not a curated record